AUGGCGACCUCCGAUCACCAGCCACAGGAGGAGCCUCGCGCCGCUCCUCCACCUAUGACGGUGAAGGAGCUCGUCGACUCCGGCGCCGUCGGCUCCGUCGUUCCUCCCGAGUACCGCUCAAGGGACCAGGAUCACGCCGCCGUCGAAGUCGAAAUCCCUACUGUCGAUUUCUUGCUGCUCCGCGAGGGGGACGAUCGCCAGAGGAGGAAGACGAUCCGUGAGCUCGGGAGGGCGUGCGAGGAGUGGGGGUUCUUCAUGGUGAAUCCGUGUGGCCGCACAGAUUGCGAUCGAUCCGCCUCCGAUUGCGGGGGAAAUUAGGGCAGAAGAAGUCACGGGGAUGUGGAAUUGCUGCAGGUCGUCAACCAUGGGGUUCCGAUCGGGAUCAUCGACGCGAUGCUUGAUGCGGCGCGGGGGUUCUUCGACCUGCCGGAGGCGGAGAAGAGGGAGUACGCAGGGAAUCAUGUUCUCGAUCCCAUCCGGUGCGGCACCAGCUUCAACCCCGCCGUGGAGGACGUCAAGUACUGGAGAGACUACUUCAAGUUGAUCGUCCAUCCGGUCUUCACUUCCCCCUCGAAGCCUCCCGGCUUCAGGUGAGCUCCCUUCCCGAUCGUCCGCUGAUCAGCGCGGGCCAUCUGUUUGCGGACAUCUCUCUGUGAACUUCACCUCUCUGUUCCAACUAUUCGAUGGAUGGCUGUGGAGCGAGGCGCUGCUGGGCUAUGCUACGUGCGUGAGGAAGAUGACGAUGGAGCUGCUGAGGGGAAUAAGCGAGGCGCUGGGCCUGGAGCAGCACUGCAUGGAGAGGGAGCUUGAUCUGUACAAUGGAGUUCAGUUAGUGGCGGGAAACCUGUAUCCUCCCUGCCCACAGCCGGAGCUUGCGAUGGGCCUGCCGCCGCAUUCUGACCAUGGCCUCCUCACCGUUCUUCUCCAGAACGGCGUGGGUGGCCUCCAGGUGAAGCACGGCGGCAGCUGGGUCCACGUCCGGCCGGCGCCCUGUUCCUUCCUCGUCAACACCGGAGACCACAUGGAGGUCAGUUCCAUCUCCGACACAGUUACCCUCAGAGUACCACGGUGAUGAAUCCAUUCUGCCCUUUUAAUGGAAAAUCUGGUUCAAUUAGGUUGGCUAUAGCCUCAAAACGAUUGAAUUUUCUCAGAAGUUGGAUAGAUUGUGGUAAAAAUCCCAUCUUGGGAAUGGAAUCCUCAUCAUCUUCUUCUUCUUUUAGAGAACUAUUUAUGAAGGGAAAAGAAGUCAAACCGUAUUCUCUUAAAGCUUUCUCCUGUUUAUUUUCUAAGUCAAAAGGAUGGUCAAUUGUGACAUGAAAAAAAUACCGCACUGUGCAAUUUUUUAUUUAUUAUUCGCCCAACAUUUCUUGCGAACUUAACCGCAUAAUAAUGCAUUGUUUCGUCAUCAUAAAUCAUCGUUGAAGCUUACAUCUUGCUUUCUUCUAUUCAACGUGGAAAGUCAACCCUCUCAACGCUUCAUCAUCCUCAUGACCGCCGUGCAGCGUUUAUAUGCUAUUAGCUGUCAUCGUCAUCAGAUUCUAUGAUGUGGGCCGCAGAUAUUCAGCAACGGGAGGAUCAAGAGUGUCCUGCACAGGGCGGUGGUCAAUAGCUGGGCCACGAGGAUGUCCAUCGCCGUGGUCCAGGGGCCGUCUCUGGAGACCUGCGUCCGGCCUACUCCACUCCUGGUGAAGGGCGUUGACCGUCGGAUGUUCCGCGGGAUGAAGUACCGGGACUACGUGGAGUUCCAGCAGAAGAACCGACUCGAGGAGAAGUCUGUUCUGGAUGUUCUCAGGUCAACGGGCGACUGA
Messenger RNA from Spirodela intermedia, 1808 nucleotides. NCBI's taxonomy places the organism in Eukaryota, Viridiplantae, Streptophyta, Magnoliopsida, Alismatales, Araceae. The record is from the annotation of a GenBank genome assembly.